Lolium rigidum is the source of this 495-nucleotide messenger RNA. RefSeq names its product SKP1-like protein 1. The record is from RefSeq and is a predicted model, not a curated record. NCBI's taxonomy places the organism in Eukaryota, Viridiplantae, Streptophyta, Magnoliopsida, Poales, Poaceae. The transcript has a single exon. The coding region runs from base 1 to 495 and encodes 164 amino acids. Gene Ontology annotation, biological process: SCF-dependent proteasomal ubiquitin-dependent protein catabolic process. Gene Ontology annotation, cellular component: nucleus; cytoplasm. Gene Ontology annotation, molecular function: cullin family protein binding.
AUGGCGGCCGAGGACCCGAAGAAGAUGAUCACGCUCAGGUCCUCCGACGGGGAGGAGUUUGAGGUGGAGGAGGCGGUGGCGAUGGAGUCGCAGACGAUCCGUCACAUGAUCGAGGACGACUGCGCCGACAACGGGAUCCCGCUCCCCAACGUCAACUCCAAGAUCCUCUCCAAGGUAAUUGAGUAUUGCAAAAAGCACGCCCAGCUGGCGGCCAAGCCCGUGGCCGAUGGCGCUUCUGCCCUGUCCUCCAUGGAGGACAUCAAGAAUUGGGAGGCCGAGUUCGUCAACGUCGACAAGGCCACCCUCUUUGACCUUAGCCUCGCCGCCAACUACCUCAACAUCAAGGGGCUGCUGGACCUCACCUGCCAGACCGUCGCCGACAUGAUCAAGGGCAUGACACCGGAGGAGGUCCGCAAGACCUUCAACAUCAAGAACGACUUCACCGCUGAGGAGGAGGAGGCGAUCCGCAGGGAGAACCAGUGGGCCUUUGAGUAA